GCGCGCGGCUGCGGCGGCGGAGCCAGAGCCGGGAGCGGGAGCCGCGGCCGGAUCGCAGCCCGCGGGGCCCGCCGCCGCCAUGGGUAACCGUGGCAUGGAAGAUCUCAUCCCGCUGGUCAACCGGCUGCAGGACGCCUUCUCCGCCAUCGGCCAGAACGCUGACUCGACUGCCGCCGUGGUGGGCGGCCAGAGCGCGGGGCAGGUGACCCUCCUCUCGCCUCUAAUUCCCUGCAGAGACUUCCUGCCCCGAGGAUCUGGCAUUGUCACCAGACGCCCGCUGGUCCUGCAGCUGGUCAAUGCCUCCACAGAAUAUGCCGAGUUCCUGCACUGCAAGGGGAAGAAAUUCACCGACUUCGAGGAGGUGCGCCUGGAGAUCGAGGCUGAGACCGACCGGGUCACCGGCACCAACAAAGGCAUCUCGCCGGUGCCCAUCAACCUCCGAGUCUACUCGCCGCACGUGCUGAACCUGACCCUGGUGGACCUGCCCGGAAUGACCAAGGUCCCGGUGGGGGACCAGCCUGCAGACAUCGAGUUCCAGAUCCGGGACAUGCUCAUGCAGUUCGUCACCAAGGAGAACUGCCUCAUCCUGGCCGUGUCCCCGGCCAACUCGGACCUGGCCAACUCGGAUGCCCUCAAGAUCGCCAAGGAGGUGGACCCCCAGGGUCAGCGCACCAUCGGGGUCAUCACCAAGCUGGACCUGAUGGACGAGGGCACAGACGCCCGCGAUGUGCUGGAGAACAAGCUGCUGCCCCUGCGCAGAGGCUACAUUGGGGUGGUGAACCGGAGCCAGAAGGACAUUGAUGGCAAGAAGGACAUCACGGCUGCCUUGGCCGCCGAACGCAAGUUCUUCCUCUCCCACCCAUCCUACCGCCACUUGGCUGACCGCAUGGGCACGCCCUACCUGCAGAAGGUCCUCAACCAGCAACUGACGAACCACAUCCGAGACACGCUGCCCGGGCUGCGUAACAAGCUGCAGAGCCAGCUGCUGUCCAUCGAGAAGGAGGUGGACGAGUAUAAGAACUUCCGUCCUGACGACCCAGCGCGCAAGACCAAGGCCCUACUGCAGAUGGUCCAGCAGUUCGCCGUGGACUUUGAAAAGCGUAUUGAGGGCUCAGGGGACCAGAUCGACACCUAUGAGCUGUCGGGGGGAGCUCGCAUCAACCGCAUCUUCCACGAGCGCUUCCCCUUUGAGCUGGUCAAGAUGGAGUUUGACGAGAAGGAACUCCGAAGGGAGAUCAGCUAUGCCAUCAAGAAUAUCCAUGGCAUUAGGACAGGCCUCUUCACACCUGACCUCGCUUUUGAAGCCACAGUGAAAAAGCAGGUGCAGAAGCUCAAAGAGCCCAGUAUCAAGUGUGUGGACAUGGUAGUCAGUGAGCUCACGUCCACCAUCAGAAAGUGUAGUGAAAAGACCUCUGCCAUACCCCGGCUGCGCGAGGAGAUGGAGCGCAUCGUGACCACCCACAUCCGGGAGCGCGAGGGGCGCACCAAGGAGCAGGUCAUGCUCCUCAUCGACAUUGAGCUGGCUUACAUGAACACCAACCAUGAGGACUUCAUCGGCUUUGCCAAUGCUCAGCAGAGGAGCAGCCAGAUGAACAAGAAGAAGGCUUCAGGGAACCAGGAUGAGAUUCUGGUCAUCCGGAAGGGCUGGCUGACCAUUAACAAUAUUGGCAUCAUGAAGGGGGGCUCCAAGGAGUAUUGGUUUGUGCUGACGGCCGAGAAUCUGUCCUGGUACAAGGAUGAUGAGGAGAAAGAGAAGAAGUACAUGCUGUCCGUGGACAACCUGAAGCUGCGGGACGUGGAGAAGGGCUUCAUGUCGAGCAAGCAUAUCUUCGCCCUCUUUAACACGGAGCAGAGGAAUGUCUACAAAGACUAUCGGCAGCUGGAACUGGCCUGUGAGACACAGGAGGAGGUGGAUAGCUGGAAGGCCUCCUUCCUGAGGGCUGGCGUGUACCCCGAGCGUGUUGGGGACAAGGAGAAAGCCAACGAGACGGAGGAGAAUGGCUCAGACAACUUCAUGCACUCCAUGGACCCCCAGCUGGAGCGGCAGGUGGAGACCAUCCGGAACCUGGUGGACUCGUACAUGGCCAUCGUCAACAAGACCGUGCGCGACCUGAUGCCUAAGACCAUCAUGCACCUCAUGAUUAACAAUACCAAGGAAUUCAUCUUCUCGGAGCUGUUGGCCAACCUGUACUCGUGCGGGGACCAGAACACACUGAUGGAGGAGUCAGCCGAGCAAGCUCAGCGGCGGGAUGAGAUGCUGCGCAUGUACCACGCACUGAAGGAGGCGCUCAGCAUCAUCGGCGACAUCAACACGACCACUGUCAGCACGCCCAUGCCGCCGCCCGUGGACGACUCCUGGCUGCAGGUGCAGAGUGUACCGGCUGGACGCAGGUCACCCACGUCCAGCCCCACGCCGCAGCGCCGAGCCCCCGCCGUGCCCCCAGCCCGGCCCGGGUCGCGGGGCCCUGCUCCUGGGCCUCCGCCUGCUGGGUCCGCCCUGGGGGCGGCGCCCCCCGUGCCCUCCAGGCCGGGGCUUUCCCCUGACCCCUUCGGUCCUCCCCCCCAGGUGCCCUCGCGCCCCAACCGUGCCCCGCCCGGGGUCCCCAGCAGGAAGGGCCCAGCCUCACCUACGCGACCUGCGGUCCCCCGACCACCUGAGGCUCCCCUCUUAGACUUAUAAGCCUGUGGCCACUGCAUGCAGCUGCCUGUCCUCCACUCCCCAGGGUCCCUUCAGAGGACUCCUGAGCUUUCUGCCCACCCAGAGAGGCCUCCAGGGCUCCCUCCAGCCAUCCUGUUAGCUUUGCCUUCCUGGUUGGAACAGUGUUCUUUCUCCUGUCUUUUCCAUCAGGCCUGGUAGCUGUUGCCUGGGCUCAGAGCCCCAUCCUCCCUGAGCUAGUGUGGCCUGG
This is a messenger RNA of Myotis lucifugus (little brown bat), 2906 nucleotides long. RefSeq names its product dynamin 1 (gene DNM1). Gene Ontology annotation, molecular function: GTPase activity; microtubule binding; GTP binding. Gene Ontology annotation, cellular component: membrane; microtubule; cytoplasm. The record is from RefSeq and is a predicted model, not a curated record. Lineage: Eukaryota; Metazoa; Chordata; Mammalia; Chiroptera; Vespertilionidae.